Molecule: messenger RNA, 1510 nt
Organism: Mesocricetus auratus (golden hamster)
Lineage: Eukaryota; Metazoa; Chordata; Mammalia; Rodentia; Cricetidae
Gene: Ap4s1
Product: adaptor related protein complex 4 subunit sigma 1
Exons: 6
Coding region: 276-707 (143 amino acids)
Biological process (GO): vesicle-mediated transport; protein transport
Cellular component (GO): intracellular membrane-bounded organelle
Source: RefSeq, a predicted model, not a curated record
GUAGGGCGGCCGCCGCGCGCGCACGGCACGCCGGGUAGGCGAGCGCCUCGGCGGCCGCACGCCGGAUACCCAAAUAAGAGUCCGGCCUCACCCUACGCAGGCGCACUAAGGAGGCGCCGCUCUGGGGGCGGGAGAAGCCUGGGCCCCGCCCCCGCCGGACGCCCCGCCCCCCUGCUCUCCGACUUGCGCCGGUGGAAUCCCGGUUGUAGCUGCAGGCAUUCCUUGCCGUAACUUUUAAAUUAUAUUUGGAAAGAAACUGGCCAAAGGGGGCAAAAAUGAUAAAGUUCUUCCUUAUGGUAAACAAACAAGGGCAGACGCGACUGUCGAAGUACUAUGAGCACGUGGAGAUCAGUAAACGCACUCUUCUGGAAACGGAGGUCAUCAAGAGCUGUCUGUCUCGGUCCAGCGAACAGUGCUCGUUCGUUGAAUAUAAGGAUUUUAAACUGAUCUAUCGGCAAUAUGCAGCUCUCUUCAUUGUGGUUGGAGUUAACGACAAUGAGAAUGAGAUGGCUGUUUAUGAAUUCAUACACAAUUUUGUGGAAGUUUUGGAUGAGUACUUCAGCCGAGUGAGUGAACUAGACGUAUCCUUUUCAGAACAUCUUCCCGUGGCAUGUGGCAAAGCACACUCUAGGUAUAAUCACAUAAGCGCCGUCACGCAGGAGGGGUUUCUCUAUGAAGCACUGGCUGUCCUGGAACUCACUCUAUAAACCUGGCUGGCCUCAUACCAAGAAAUCUACUUGCUUCUGUAUCCUGAGUGCUGGGAUUAAAGACAUGCACCACCACUGCCCAGCUGAUAGUUCUUUAGAACAUGAUUUUAUUUUAGAAGUCUUUAAAGCCCCUUCAGAGCUGCUGUAGGUUUGCAAAGGCACCUGUCUCAUGCUUUCCUUAUUGCCAAAGCACUGGAGUUGUAAGGAAUGACAUCAGUGUUGUAUGCGGUCUCUGAGUCUGCCACCACCUAGCAGAGCACAUCCUAGACGAUGACAGCUUGCAGUGACCCUGAACAGUGACCGGCAUCACUGGGAUUCGUGGACUUGCUAAACUUGAGACCCAGAACCCAGCUCUACUUUCUUCACUAACAUCCUAAAAGCCUGUGCCCAUUAUAGGUACAGAAACCAGCAGAGACCUGCUCUCCACAGGUGCUAAUCUCAGCCUGACAGAAUGAGAAACUGCAGAGCCAUUUGCUCAAACUGGAGAGAUAGCAGCCGGGGAAGUAGGCAUUGCUCAGGGUUGCCAUUGCUGGGAAGACUCGGCUUCCCAAUGGCCCAAAGACUUCUGUGUGUGCUCCCAGAAGCUCCACCAGCCAGGGGAUCCGCAUUCCCCUGAGAAAGACAUGGAAUGGCAUAGAUCCAGGAGUCUGCUUCCAGCCUCUUCCGACUCCCACAGCCUUCACACUUUUGCAUCUCCUUUGUUUUUGUGGUUGGUUAGCUAGUUAAUUUGGGGGGACAGGCUCUUCAGUCUUGGCUGGCCUGGAAAUUGCUAUGUAAUAAAAUAAAACAUCAAGUGAGAAACA